Messenger RNA from Condylura cristata (star-nosed mole), 1846 nucleotides. It is a transcript of the gene MX1, whose product is annotated as MX dynamin-like GTPase 1. The record is from RefSeq and is a predicted model, not a curated record. The transcript has 14 exons. Lineage: Eukaryota; Metazoa; Chordata; Mammalia; Eulipotyphla; Talpidae. Gene Ontology annotation, molecular function: GTP binding; GTPase activity; microtubule binding. Gene Ontology annotation, cellular component: membrane; cytoplasm; nucleus. Bases 86 to 1846 code for a protein of 586 amino acids. Gene Ontology annotation, biological process: defense response to virus.
GGAGAGCCAGGCCCAAGCGGCGAUUCUAAAGCAUCACAAUUCUGCCUUCAAGUGAAGAGCAGCAUCUCAGAGCAGGAAGAAGAAGAUGGUGCAGGGUGAGGGACAGAGCCUGGCCAGGGACUCGGCCGCCGCCCCCGACCUGCCGUGCCACGAGGACGCUGCCCUGGCGAAGCCAGACCAGAAGCAUGAGACCAGCCUGUACAGCCACUACGAGGAGAAGGUGCGGCCCUGCAUCGACCUCGUGGACUCCCUGCGGGCCCUGGGCGUGGAGCAGGACCUGGCGCUGCCCGCCAUCGCCGUCAUCGGCGACCAGAGCUCGGGCAAGAGCUCCGUGCUGGAGGCCCUGUCGGGGGUGGCCCUGCCCAGGGGCAGCGGGAUCGUGACGCGGUGCCCCCUGGUGCUGAAGCUGAAGAAGCUGAUGAACGAAGACAGCUGGAAAGGCAAGAUCAACUACCAGGGCGUCGAGGUUACUAUAGCUAAAGCUUCGGAUGUGGAACAAGAAGUCAAUAAAGCCCAGGCCGUCAUCGCUGGGGAUGGACUGGGCAUCAGCCACGAGCUCAUCACCCUGGAGGUCAGCUCCCCCGAGGUCCCGGACCUGACCCUCAUCGACCUGCCCGGCAUCACCAGGGUGGCCGUGGGGAACCAGCCCCAGGACAUCGGGGAGCAGAUCAAGGCCCUCAUCAGGAAGUACAUCCAGCGGCAGCAGACCAUCAACCUGGUGGUGGUGCCCUGCAACGUGGACAUCGCCACCACCGAGGCGCUGAGCAUGGCGCGGGAGGUGGACCCCGACGGCGACCGGACCCUGGGAAUCCUGACCAAGCCCGACCUGGUGGACAGAGGCACGGAAGACAGGGUGGUGGACGUGAUCCGCAACUUCAUCUGCCCCCUGAAGAAGGGCUACAUGAUCGUCAAAUGCCGGGGCCAGAAGGACAUCCAGGACCGGUUGAGCCUGGCCCAGGCGCUGCAGAAGGAGCAGGCCUUCUUCGAGGAGCACCCCCACUUCAGGCAGCUUCUGGAGGAAGGAAGGGCCUCCAUCCCCAAGCUGGCCGACCGGCUGACCUCCGAGCUCAUCAGGCACAUCUCUAAAUCUCUGCCGCUGUUAGAGAGCCAGGUGAAGGAGAACCACCAGAACGUGAGCGCCGAGCUGCAGAAGUGCGGCACCGACAUCCCCGAGGGGGAGAGCGAGAAGCUGUUCUUCCUGAUAGACAAAAUUAAAGCAUUUAACGAGGACAUCACCAUCCUGACAGAAGGGGAAGAAACUGUGAAGUCAUCUGAAACGCGGCUUUUCACCAAAAUCCGAAGAGAGUUUCACAAGUGGAAUGAAGAGGUCGGAAAGAAUUUCCUUAAGAGUUUCUUGGACAUCCGGAGAGAGAUCACCAAGUACGAAAACCAGUACCGUGGCCGCGAGCUGCCGGGCUUCGUGAACUACAAGACGUUCGAGACGCUCGUGCGGAGGCAGGUGAAGAUGCUGGAGGAGCCCGCCGUGCAGAUGCUGCACCAAGUGGCAGAUCUGACCCGACAAUCCUUCGUAGAAGUGGCAGAGAAGAAUUUCCCCGAAUUUUUCAACUUCUUCCGGACCAGCAAGACCAAAAUUGAGGACAUUAAGACAGAGCAGGAGCAAGAAGCCGAGAAGUGUAUCCGGCUCCACUUCCAAAUGGAGCAGAUCAUCUACUGCCAGGACAGCUCUUACCGGGAGGCCUUGCAGCACACCCGGGAGCAGGAGGCCCAGUGCAGCAAGAAGGGCAAGCAGUCCAGCCUGCUCUCUCUUUCCCCGGAGUCCUCCAUGGAUGAGAUCUUCGAUCAUCUGACCGCCUACCACCGGGAAGGGGCUGCUGUCCGAAGCUGA